Molecule: messenger RNA, 1010 nt
Organism: Prorocentrum cordatum
Lineage: Eukaryota; Dinophyceae; Prorocentrales; Prorocentraceae
Source: the annotation of a GenBank genome assembly
GUGGCCCAGGACGGCGCGCUGCGUGCUGUUCGGACGGGCCCAGCCAUGGCGCCUGGCCGCUCUGGUGGUCUUGCAGCUGCAGAUCAGCGUACCUGGUUCUGCAGGUUCUGCAUUCACCAGCGCACUGGUGAAAAGUUCUUCAACAAACCAGAUCGUGACGUCUGCUACCAGUGCAGAAGGUCAAAAGGGGCGUGCUUCCACAGCUACAAGGAGCACAAGUCUCCCAGUGUCCGUGCUGGUCCUUCGGCUGACAAGGCGGCCCCGUGGAACCAGACUAAGCUGCAGCUCCAAGCAGCGCAGGACACUAUCAAAAAGCUGGAGGCACAGUUGCGUGAGCAGCGCGACAAGCCAGGAGUCAAGAAGGUCCGUUUUACAGACGAGGCCAUGGACGUGGACGCUGGAGACGACGCUGGCACAUCUAUCGCCAAUGAUGGUCAAUUCGAUGAAGGAAAGGCUCGAACACGACUGGCCGAACUGGACAAGCAGUUGGACAUGGCCAGCAAGUGCGAGGGCCUCGCUUGGGUCACGCUCAAAGCCAGUUUGGGGGCGGAACGUGAGGAGCUCCAGGCUGCCAUCAACAAGCGGAAGCCUGCAGCAGCGAGGAUGCUCAAUCUCACUCGCAAGAUCGAGGCUAUGGGUGUCCAGAUUGCAAAGCAGGAGAAAAACAUUGAGGACAAGCGCGUGCAGCUACAAGAGCUGCAAAAUGAGAUUGAUGAGUCUGAGAAAGCGGUGCUGGGCAGGUUGCAGCUAUUGGGCUUGACGCUUCAAAGCUUGGACAAGUACUACGAGAUCUUGGGGCAGGUGAGCAUGCUGAUAAGUUGGUGGAAGGCAUCGCCAAUCAGCUGCCUGCCAUCAUUGCCAAUGCCCAGGUCACCGUCGUUGGCAGGGCUGGUCUUCCUGCUGCUGGGUCAGCUGAUGAUCCUGCCGCUCGUGCAGCACGUGAGCUACAAGCCAAGCGCGAUGCUGAAGCUGCUGAAGAGGCUGCUGCAAAACGGGCUGCUGAGGAGCAG